UACAUGUGUACAAAAAGCUAUUUUUCAUAUUUUUCAUUUCACCAGAAGAUGGCAGUAGCCCUGUGGCCGCACUCUGGCCGCCGUGACCCUUGACCUUGCGUGAUCGUUUCAGCCCAGCCCAUUUCUAACAUGGCGUCUGUAAACAAAAAAAGGAAAGUUGACCGCGAGGGAAGCCGCUUCCAGGACAAGUGGAAAUUUGAGUAUUUUUUCACUGAAAUACGAAACAACUGUGUCUGCCUAAUUUGCCAAGAGACUGUGGCUGUUUUCAAGGAAUUCAACAUCAAGAGGCACUACCAGACGAAACAUGCUAGCUACGACAAGCUAACUGGGAACAAACGCGGUGGAAAAAGUGAAGCAACUGGAAGCUGUUUUAACGGCACAGCAAAGCUUUUUCACAAGAGUCCGUGAGUCAAAUGAAAAUGCCACAAAGGCAAGCUACGAAGUGGCAACGCUGAUUGCAAAGCACUGCAAACCUUUCACUGAGGGUGAAUUUAUUAAAGACUGUGUAAUGAAAAUGGUUGAGAAAAUUUGUCCCGCGAAGAAGCAAGAGUUUGCCAAUAUUUGCCUGGCUCGUAAUACUGUGGUACGGAGAAUUGAAGACGUUUCAUUAGAUAUUAAGAGACAGUUAGAGGCAAAAGGAACUGAGUUUGACUUUUUCUCGUUAGCGUGCGAUGAAAGCACGGAUGCGUCCGACACCGCUCAGUUAUUGAUCUUUUUAAGAGGAGUGAACAAUGACAUGAACGUGAGUGAAGAGCUUCUGGACCUCCAGAGUCUGAAGGGCCAAACAAGAGGAACGGAUUUAUUUGUUCCACCGUAGAUGACAUGAAACUACAGUGGAAUAAAGUCACCGGGAUUAUUACGGACGGCGCACCUGCCAUGGCUGGCGAGCGGAGUGGAUUAUCAAGCCUUGUCUGUAACAAAGUCAGCGAAGAAGGAGGCAGCGCUAUUAAACUCCACUGUAUUAUUCAUCAAGAAGUUCUCUGUGCCAAAUAUAUGAAAUAUGAUAAUGUUAUGAAACCGGUGAUAAAGACUAUUAAUUAUAUUCGCUCCAAAGCGCUAUGCCACCGCCAGUUUCAACAGUUUCUUCUCGACAUCCAGGCUGAAUACGGAGAUGUUUUGUAUCACACCGACGUAAGGUGGCUCAGUUGGGGGUCUGCGCUGCAGCGCUUCUUCUCUCUCAGGGAGGAAAUUGGACAAUUCUUGACUAAAAAGGGACAACCCAUGCCACAAUUAAAUGAUCCUGUUUGGCUGGCUGAUUUGGGAUUUUUAGUUGACAUAACGCGACAUCUGAAUGCGCUGAACACAAGCCUUCAAGGGCAAAAUGCAGUGGUAAGCCAACUGUAUUCACACAUCAAAGCCUUUCGGACCAAGCUGCUACUUUUCCAAAGACACCUGUCACAGGCGCAGCCCAAUACCGCACAUUUCCCGUCGCUGCAGGAAAUUGUGACCAGUUUCCCACAGAUCAAUAUCAGUGCGCAAAUGACAAAGUAUGCAGCAGACAUCUCAUCUCUGGUUGAGGAGUUUCAGCAGCGCUUUCGGGACUUUGCAGCUAUUAAAAAGGAGAUCACGCUUUUUUCCUCUCCUUUCUCCGUGGACCCUGAUGACGCUCCAGACCACCUGCAACUGGAGCUCAUUGAGCUGCAGUGUGACGCCGAGCAUCGCAGUCGGCACCAACAGCUCCCUCUUGUCAACUUCUACCGCCAGCUGGAUGAAGGCAGGUUCCAAGCAAUUCGGACAUUUGCUAAGAAAAUGCUGAGCUUGUUUGGCUCCACAUACAUGUGCGAGAAGACAUUCUCCGUUAUGAACAUUAACAAGAGCCGCAUGAGGACGAGACUGAGUGACUCUCACCUGCGUGACGUCUUGCGCAUCAAAACCACUGCUCUUGAGCCAGACAUGGACUACAUACUGCAGUCAAGAUCCCAGUAUCACCCUUCACAUUUGUGCAGGCAAGACCUUUGUUAAGUCCUCUGAGUUUAAUAAAUUCUCAAAUCUCAGUUAAUUAAUUUUUUUGUGAUGGUCAAAAUCACAGUUUGAAAAUGCAGUGAUCAUUGUUUUGUUUUCAGCACUUUUCCUACAGUGAGCAUAUAAUAGUGAAUAAUAUGUAAUGUUUCACAUUAACUUAGAUAUCCUUUAUAGUUUUCUUAAUUUUUUGUGGUUUGUGAUUUCGGUAAAAACCUAAAUGUAAAAAAAAAUGUAAAAGUAAAAGUAUGCCAUUUGUAAUUAAAUUAAAAAAAAUCCCAAAAAGUUAAUUUGUAUUUAAUGUUAAUGGUUCAAAGAAUGUCAGGCUAAAUAGUCGGCCCCCACACAUUUUCACCUUACCAAAUCUGGCCCUCUUUGCAAAAAGUUUGGACACCCCUGCUUUAGUGGCAUUAGUGCCAGACGGGGAGUGUUCUGCCCCAAGUGUUUAAUAUGUUAAGAAGAUCGAUUUUAUUAGAAAAGAUCUGUUUGUGUUGUUAAUUUUGCGAGUGCAUUGCUGAGCUUUUAUUUUGAAACUGUAGAAUACAGGAAGUAGGAAGCGCUGAGCAGAGCGAAAAACGUUAAAAAGCAUGUCAAACAGUUGAAAGAUGUAGCACGUUGAAAUCAGCUUAUUCCUGUGCAUGAAUCCGUCAGAAAGCAAUGGCUUUUCACUCCAUUUUCAUUGUGUCACCCGACUUAACCUGUUAAGAAGUCAUUAAAGGAGCAAGCACGCUGACUUCCUGGCUCUUGAAAAGGAGUUUGGCUGGCUGUUUAUUCAUGUUAGCACUUUGGAAGUAAAACACAUGAAGAGAACAGUACACUGUGAAUGAUAUGUUACUCUUGGUGGAUUACGUGUCACGCGCCUUCAACCAACGCAUUUACCUUAGCGGUCCGAUUAAGCUUUACCACCUCAUUGACCACCACCACCAGCAGAAGGGACAGAGAGACCAGCAGCCAGCUGAGCAGAGCAGACCCUCACAAUACGUUUGGCCCUGCCACAUUGGAUCGGCAUCUUCCCCCACCAUCAGAGCCAACUCACCACCAGGUGAUGAUCAGUUGACCGCUCCGCCCCUCUCUUCAUCCAAGUGUCUAAGACAUGCGGUCGCGACCUCGGGUGUCCUGGUGCAAAGUGCAUAUGUGGACACUCUUAUGCCUGAACAUGGUGUUCGUUAUGGACAAUCCGCGAUGAGCACAGAAGUCAUGUAAAUAUACCUCCCCUUUUGCCAAAAUUGAAUUAAAGUACAGAAUCAGUUAAUGUAGAAAGAGGUGGGUGGAAGGAGUUCCCUGGGCUCCCAAAAUCUCCAUGAGAACGCACCAUCACCACUCAGCAUGACAACCAAAUUGUGAUUAGUGUCUCAUGCAUUGAUAAAGAAGGCCACUAGAUAGCUGUAAGAACUAAAGUGUGGAAAGUGUGGGACACAUUGACAAUCAACACAUAACAUGUACAUCACGGUAAUAUAAUGUACUUUCAUUUGUGGCCAAGCAACGGCAUCAAUAUUUUCCUCAAUGUGCUGCUACAGGGUUAUUCACUAACUUUUGAACUAGUAGCACUGGUGGGACCAACUUAUUGAGUUUUGUUGAACAAUUUUUUGAAGAGGUACAGCAUGACCAUGAAAUAGUAGAGCAAGGGGACUCGAGAUAUAUUUGCAAAAUGUUGCGGAUUGGGAAGGAAGCCACGGCUCAUGUGAGGGAAAACCCCAAGCUGUCUGUGAAGACCAAGAUGGCAGUCUACGAUGCUCUACGCCAGUGAGAGAUGGACUUCCUAUCCCAAGCAAGAGAGGAAAUUGCACACGUUUCACAUGCGUAGCCUCCGGUGCAUCCUGGGAAUCUCCUGGCAGGACAAAGUGACCAAGGACGAGAUCCUGUCUCGCAGCGGUCGAACCAGCAUAUAUACACUUUCCUCCGACAGCUAGGCCACGUCCACCAAAUGCAACAUGGGCCCUACCCCUAAUACAAACCGCACAGCGAGUUGGUUGCCGGGGCCAGAGCACCACCUCGAACACAGCUACACUACUGAGACGUCAUCAAGAGGGAGGGUUAGAGACCUGGGAGAGCCUGGCAGACGAACGCUCAAAGUGGAGAAAGGCUCUGAUGGAGGGUACUGCAGAGAAGUGAGCCCAUAGAAUGGAGCGCAUCAAUUCCAACAGACCAGCGCCAUCCUUCACGUGACCUUUGCUAAAGAGUCACAGACGAUGUGGUUCCACUAAUAAAUAGGAUGUAACCAAUUAUCAACUCUGACCGACAGAGCGCUCUGAUUUACAAGCAAAAAAAACUAAUGUGUUUCUGAAAAAUCAUGCAUCCAUAAAUGAGUACGACUGCAAAUAUUACACACCAAUUUAAUGAUUGUUUGUUUUUCAAUACAAUUCUCUCGAAAAGAGUCUGGGGGAUUUAACUUUGCACAUAAGGAUCUUCUCAUGUCUGUGCUAUAACAGGGUUAAAUCGAUGGAUGUUUUUUAGGGAGGACAUUGUUUGUUAGCUUUCCUAGCUUAAAAAAAAAUAUUAAAAUCUUUGCAUGACAUAAAAACAACAAGCAAAUUGGGCAGGCAAUCUCUUUCCAGUCCGCAAUGUAGCCCCUCCAACGCACGCGAACACACACAUAUACACACUUUUUCUUUCAGUUUGUCCCAUUAGGGGUCGCUACAGCGAGUUAUCUUUUUGCAUGUGCACCUAUCUCCUGCAUCUACCGCUCUAACACCAACUGCAAAACCACAUUGGUGACAAAAAACACCAGGUCAAAGGUUGUUUAAAGUUUACUGAACAACAUUUGCACAAGAUAGUUAAAUAAUAUAGUCUGCUCUGAGAGGAAAAUUUAACUCUUUGGAUAGCAUAACGCACACCACAUUUGGAGCAGAAAUGGCACUUCACAUCACCCUGAAAAUAUCAUACAACAGUGAAGUUUGGAGGUGGGAACUGGAUGAUAAUUUUUCAGCAAAUGGUAGUGAUAAACAUUAUUGAAGGAAUGAUGAAUGGGCAAAUGGCUCAGCCAAUCACCUGACUUGAAUCCAAUUGAAAAUAUAUGGAAAUAUACUCAGGUUCAUAAAAAAAAGAACACAAAACGUUCCAAGUUUUGAAUUCUACUUGUGUGGAGGAAUGGGGCAAAAAUCACACCACAGAGCAUGUGACUAGUUUCUCCAUCUCGGAGGUGCCAUGAACUGGUCAUGACAAAGGCUUUUGUAAAAUGUAUAAAGUAAAUACUAGUAGGCCUGUUCAAUACAUUUUCCCUUCAUUUAACAUCCAUCCAUCCAUUUUCUUAGCCGCUUAUCGUCAUGAGGGUCGCGGCAGUGCUGGAGCCUAUCCCAGCUGUCAACGGUCAGGAGACGGGGUACACCCUGAACUGGGUGCCAGCCAAUCGCAGGGCAAAUAGACACAAACAGCCACACUCCUAAUCACAACUCAGGGCAAUUUAGAGUGUCCAAUUAAUGUUGCAUGUUUUUUGGAUGUGGGAGGAAACCGGAGAAAACCUAUGUAGGCACGGGGAGAACAUGCAAACGCCACACAGGGAGGGCUGGGAUUGAACCAGAGACCUCAAAACUGCGAGGCAAAUGCUUUCCAGCUGAUCCACAGUGCCACCCCAUUUAACAUGAUUGAUUGAGUUAAUUUUUUUCCCCUUCUUUCUCUGUAUGUGUGGGUUACUUUGGUUGUUCCCAACACCAAGUUGAAUUUUCAUGUCAAUAGCAUCUUG
Messenger RNA from Syngnathoides biaculeatus (alligator pipefish), 5638 nucleotides. RefSeq names its product general transcription factor II-I repeat domain-containing protein 2B-like. The transcript is spliced from 4 exons. Lineage: Eukaryota; Metazoa; Chordata; Actinopteri; Syngnathiformes; Syngnathidae. Bases 823 to 1962 code for a protein of 379 amino acids. The record is from RefSeq and is a predicted model, not a curated record.